GCUCCGCUCCUCGUCUCUCCUCUCAGAACGCCUUUCAUGCUUCGCUCGACUCCGCGCGUUAAAGCUUCGGCCGACGGAUCGAGACAUUCGUCGCCGCUCGCCUACGUAGAAUUUGCAGCAGUUCAUCUCGAUCCGCCCUCGGAACACGCCCGGCGACUCGAUCGUCGAAUCGGAGAUCUCCGAUAGUGGGCUCCGGUGCUGCCGUCGGCGCUAGUCCAGGAGCAGAUAUGCGGGGAUGAGGCGUGAUGAAGGAUUGCGGAGAGAAGGAAAGCGGGAAGUGAAGUGAUUCUGCGGGCGGUGGGCGUUCCCACCGGAGGUUGGCUGGUCGAGCUGGAGACUGAGGACUUGCGUUCGCGAUCAAUUCGUGGCGCCAUGGACAAGUCGAGUACCUUGGAGUACAUCAACCAGAUGUUCCCUACAGAGGCUUCGUUAUCCGGCGUCGAGCCCUUGAUGCAGAAGAUACACAGUGAGAUUCGUCGUAUUGAUGCGGAAAUCUUGGGAGCCGUUCGCCAGCAGAGUAAUUCAGGGACAAAAGCUAAGGAAGAUCUUGCUGCUGCUACACAUGCUGUUGAGGAACUCACGUACAAGAUUCGGGAAAUAAAAACCAAAGCUGAGCAAAGUGAGACAAUGGUUCAGGAAAUUUGUCGUGAUAUAAAAAAGUUGGAUUUUGCUAAGAAGCAUAUAACAACAACGAUCACUGCUCUUCACCGUCUUACAAUGCUUGUCUCAGCUAUCGAGCAACUCCAGAUAAUGGCUUCUAAAAGACAAUAUAAAGAGGCAGCUGCACAGCUGGAGGCUGUGAACCAGCUGUGCAGUCAUUUUGAAGCCUACAGGGAUAUUCCCAAAAUAACAGAGCUUAGGGAGAAGUUUAAGAAUAUCAAACAAAUACUCAAGUCACACGUGUUCUCUGAUUUUUCAAGCUUAGGUACUGGAAAAGAGAGCGAAGAGACAAAUCUGCUGCAACACUUAUCCGAUGCUUGCUUAGUGGUUGACGCGUUGGAGCCUUCUGUGAGGGAGGAACUGGUGAAUACAUUUUGCAGCAGGGAGCUCACGUCAUAUGAACAGAUAUUUGAAGGAGCUGAACUUGCUAAGCUGGAUAAAACCGAACGGAGAUAUGCCUGGAUUAAGCGUCGAAUGAGAACUAAUGAAGAGAUAUGGAAGAUCUUUCCUCCUUCCUGGCAUGUUCCUUAUCGGCUUUGCAUCCUAUUCUGUAAGAAGACAAGGAAACAACUUGAAGAGAUCCUCAUCAAUAUGAAGGAAAAGCCAGAUGUCGGUACUUUGUUAUUGGCACUCCAACGAACCCUGGAAUUUGAGGAUGAAUUGGCAGAGAAAUUUGGAGGAGGAGCUAGGAGCAAAGAGAUCAUAAGUGAAGAUGACAUUGAUAAAGAUGAAAAUAACAGUCAAAUUGUUUCUGAUAUACGAAAGAAGUACGAACGGAAGCUUGCUGCACAUCAAGGAACUGAGGAUGAGGAGAAGGAUGGAAACAAGGAUACGUCAGUGCCUGGUGCUGGGUUCAACUUUCGUGGAAUCAUUUCAUCUUGCUUUGAACCUCAUUUAACGGUAUAUAUAGAGCUAGAAGAGAAAACGCUGAUGGAAAGUCUGGAAAAACUUGUCCAGGAGGAAACAUGGGAUAUUGAGGAGGGGAGUCAGAACAAUGUUUUAACCAGUAGCAUGCAGCUGUUUCUUAUCAUCAAGAGAAGCUUAAAGCGUUGCAGUGCUCUGACAAAGAAUCAGACGUUAUUCAAUUUGUUUAAGGUAUUUCAAAGAGUUCUUAAAGCAUACGCCACAAAACUUUUUGUAAAACUACCUAAAGGUGGUAUGGGGCUUGUUGCAGCAGCCACAGGUAUAGAUGGACAGAUAAAGACUUCAGACAGAGAUGAAAGAGUGAUCUGUUACAUAGUGAAUUCAGCUGAAUACUGCCAUAAGACGGCUGGCGAACUGGCUGAAAGCGUGUCAAAGAUAAUUGAUUCCCAAUAUGCUGAUGGUGUGGAUAUGUCAGAAGUACAGGAUGAAUUUUCUGCAGUAAUAACAAAAGCACUUGUGACUCUAGUGCACGGCCUUGAAACGAAAUUUGAUAUAGAAAUGGCCACCAUGACACGCAUCCCAUGGAACACUCUAGAAAGUGUUGGUGACCAAUCAGGGUAUGUUAACAACAUAAAUCUGAUGCUGAAUAAUAGUAUUCCUGUGCUUGGAAGCCUUCUGUCUCCUAUUUAUUUCCAGUUCUUUUUGGACAAGCUUGCAUCAUCUCUUGGUCCCCGCUUCUAUGUCAACAUAUUUAAAUGCAAACAGAUAUCUGAGACUGGAGCCCAACAAAUGCUGUUGGAUACUCAAGCCAUAAAGACAAUCCUUCUUGAUAUUCCUUCCCUAGGCCGACAAACAACAACUGCUGCCAGCUAUUCUAAGUUUGUAAGCCGAGAGAUGAGCAAAGCUGAAGCACUUCUAAAGGUCAUUCUGUCUCCAGUUGAUUCUGUGGCGGAUACAUAUCGUGCAUUGUUACCAGAAGGAACAACAAUGGAGUUUCAGCGCGUUCUGGAGCUCAAGGGGCUCAAGAAGGCUGAUCAGCAAACUAUAUUGGAUGACUUCAACAAACUUGGACCUGGGAUCACGCAACCUCCUGUAGCACCGCCUGUUGUUCCUGCUGUCCCACUUCCCAUAAUAGCUCCUGCAAUGUCCAACAUUGCUCCAGUCGGCUUGAUCGCUUCCGGGGAGGAUGUGCUCACAAGAGCUGCUGCCCUCGGGCGAGGUGCCGCCUCCACAGGUUUCAAGAGGUUUCUUGCUCUCACGGAAGCAGCUAAGGAUAGGAAGGAUGGACCUUUUCGGAAGCUUUUCAAUGCUUAAUCAUAUGAAUCCUCCUCAUCUUUGUGAAUUUUCAUUUUUGAAUUUGAUUCCAUUUUUUGGUAAUUCCGUAUAGCUUACGCUUCAUUUGUAAUUCCUUCUCUAAGAUUAAACAAAAAUGAAAAAAAGGAGCUUUUCUUGAA
Molecule: messenger RNA, 2978 nt
Organism: Eucalyptus grandis
Lineage: Eukaryota; Viridiplantae; Streptophyta; Magnoliopsida; Myrtales; Myrtaceae
Product: vacuolar protein sorting-associated protein 53 A
Exons: 25
Coding region: 373-2838 (821 amino acids)
Biological process (GO): retrograde transport, endosome to Golgi
Cellular component (GO): GARP complex
Source: RefSeq, a predicted model, not a curated record